UAACCCCACGUUCUCCGUCUGUGUCUCUGUCUCUUCACAUAAAACAAGGCAGAGACAGGGAGGAUUGAGUGCUAAGCAACAGAGCGAGGGAGAGAUGGCUGUGGAAAGCAGAGCUCAGGGGAGGAUUCAGUCUCUGUAUCGUCAUCUCUCAACACAUGCUUCUGAUGCGAGCUCCCUUCUUCACCCGACUGUACUGAGAACCGAGCAAUUAAGCCGUAGAGAUGGUAGAGAAGCUGUGAUAAUCGGUGGUAUGGUGUUGGAUAUUCAUGCCCUACCUCUCUCUCCUCCUGCUCCUGGAACCACAAUCCCUGGCAAAGUUCACUACGUUUUGGGAGGUGUAGCGAGAAAUAUUGCUGAUUGCAUGUCAAAGCUGGGAGGAAAGCCCUUCUUUAUCAGUGCUGUGGGCCUUGACAUGGCAGGGAAUCACUUGUUGGAGCAUUGGAGAUCUAUUGGGCGUCCUAUUGAAGGUAUUCUUCAAACCCAAGAUAUUACGACUGCUGUGGUCUGUUGUGUACUUGAUCCAAAUGGUGAGGUAGCUGCUGGUGUUGCAAGCUUUGAAUCAAUUGAGAAGUUUCUCACUGCUGAGUGGAUUCAUCAAUUUAGAUAUGAGAUAUCCUCUGCUCCAGUAGUGAUGGUUGAUGCUAACCUGAACAAUCGUGCUCUUGAAGCUUCUUGUCAAUUGGCUGCACGAGAUAACAUUCCUCUGUGGUUUGAACCUGUAUCAGUUGCCAAAUCCAAAAGAAUUGUUCCUCUUGUGAAGUAUGUAACUUAUGUAUCUCCAAAUGAAGAUGAGCUCUUUGCAAUGGCAGAUGCUCUAUCUCCAGGGAAACUAUAUGGUUUGAGUGAAAGGUAUAACAGUGAAAAGAAUUGUCCUCCAGAAUCUCUCAUCAAGAUGCUAAAACCUGCAGUAAUUCUUUUGCUUGAGAAGGGCAUAAAAAUUGUAGUCGUCACCAUAGGCGCACGAGGAGCCUUUCUAUGUUCUAAAGAGGGGUCUAUCUUGACGAGAGCUGUUGUGGAGAAACCCCAAACACUUGGCAUAAGCUCAGAACUCCACAGACUGAUCUCAUCUAAUUGCCCUUCACAUAAGUUUCAUGAUGCUAGACAUAUUGAGGGAACCUCUCGUCUCUUUGCUUUGCAUCUUCCUGGCCUUCCCGCAUCCGUUAAGAAGCUUACUGGUGCUGGCGAUUGCUUGGUGGGUGCUACACUUGCAUCAAUCUGUGAAGGUUUGAACAUUAUACAAGCCAUCUCAGUCGGUAUUGCUGCAGCGAAAGCCACUGUCGAGGCAGAUUCGAACGUACCUUUGACAUUUGAUUUAAUUGGAGUUGCAGAUGAUGCCAGGUCGGUUUACUCGGCUGCGAAGGUGGUUUAUGAUGGACCAGUGUAAACUGCUGCCAGCUUCGAGAUAAUGACGCUCGUCGAGUAACUGGUGCAGAAUUGGAAUCAAGACCGCUCUUUGUUGUUUAACUUCUUUGGUUUUUGGACUUUCAUUUGGUACAUUGGUGGUGUAAGAUGUUUACAAGUAGAGUUGAGAUGCACAGUACUCAGUUUCUAUUACCGAUGAAGAUGUGUCUAUAGGACAUUUUACAGUUUCAAUAGAUAUCCCCGGUCUUUUCUCUA
Rhodamnia argentea is the source of this 1617-nucleotide messenger RNA. RefSeq names its product ribokinase. Gene Ontology annotation, molecular function: kinase activity. Bases 95 to 1384 code for a protein of 429 amino acids. The transcript has 9 exons. NCBI's taxonomy places the organism in Eukaryota, Viridiplantae, Streptophyta, Magnoliopsida, Myrtales, Myrtaceae. The record is from RefSeq and is a predicted model, not a curated record.